Messenger RNA from Aspergillus fischeri NRRL 181, 792 nucleotides. Its product is annotated as SDR family oxidoreductase. Gene Ontology annotation, cellular component: intracellular anatomical structure. Bases 1 to 792 code for a protein of 263 amino acids. The transcript has 5 exons. Gene Ontology annotation, molecular function: oxidoreductase activity, acting on NAD(P)H, oxygen as acceptor. Lineage: Eukaryota; Fungi; Ascomycota; Eurotiomycetes; Eurotiales; Aspergillaceae. The record is from RefSeq and is a predicted model, not a curated record.
AUGGUCCUCGCGAAACCAGAGAACAAGCACGUGCUCAAGGCUUUUGACCUCACGGGCAAAGUGGCCGCUAUAACUGGCGGCGCUCGUGGCAUCGGCCUGGAAGUUUGUCGUGCUCUGGCCGAAGCAGGUGCCAAUGUCGCGUUGAUCUACAACUCGUCCAAAACGGCCGACACAACCGCCGCAGAAAUCGCCUCCGCGAACAACGUCAAGGCCGCAGCUUACCAAGCGAACGUCAGCAACAAGGCCGAAAUUGAGAGGACCAUCCAGCAGAUUGCCUCCGACUUUGGAGGACUCGAUAUCAUCGUCGUCAACUCGGGGAUCACCUCGAACGUCGCGGCGGAGGACUACACGGCCGAGCAAUGGAAGGAGAUCAUGCAGGUGAACCUGGACGGCGCGUUCUACACUGCUCAGGCUGCCGCGAAUAUCUUCAAGGCCCAGGGACGCGGCAACGUCAUCUUCACGGCGUCUGUGAGCGCGACGCUGGUGAAUGUUCCGCAGAAGCAAGCUGCGUAUAAUGCCUCGAAAGCGGGGGUUGUGCAGCUGGCCAAAUGCCUGUCUGUCGAAUGGGUGGAUUUCUGCCGGGUGAAUUGCAUCUCCCCUGGUUUCAUCGAGACUGAUAUCCUGGAUAUCCAUCCCAAGGAGUGGAGGGAGAAGUGGUAUAGUAUGGUUCCUGCGCAGCGUUUUGCGGAUACAUACGAGCUGAAAGGGGCGUAUGUGUUUUGUGCCUCGGAUGCGUCGAGUUAUAUGACGGGGGCUAAUAUUGUGAUUGAUGGGGGAUAUACUCUUCCAUGA